AUGACAACAAUGGAAGGGGCCAGCGGGUCGAGUUUUGGAAUAGACACGAUUUUGUCCAGUGCCAGUUCGGGCAGCCCCGGCAUGAUGAAUGGAGAUUUCCGCCCGCUCGGCGAGGCCAGGACCGCGGAUUUUAGGAGUCAGGCCACUCCGUCCCCCUGUUCGGAGAUUGAUACCGUAGGAACGGCGCCUUCCUCUCCCAUCUCGGUCACCAUGGAGCCCCCGGAACCGCAUCUGAUUGCGGACGGGCCCCAGCAUCACCACCACCUGCACCACAGCCAGCAGCCGCCGCCAGCCGCGGCCCCCACGCAAAGUUUGCAGCCUUCGCCCCAGCAGCAGCAGCAGCCGCCGCCGCCGCCAGCGGCCCAGCAGCUGGGCUCGGCCGCCUCGGCCCCCAGGACUUCCACCUCUUCUUUUUUAAUUAAGGACAUCUUGGGCGACAGCAAACCUCUGGCGGCGUGUGCACCGUACAGCACCAGCGUCUCCUCUCCCCACCACACACCGAAGCAGGAGAGCAAUGCAGCACACGAGAGCUUCAGGCCAAAGCUCGAGCAGGAGGACAGCAAAACCAAACUGGACAAGCGGGAAGAGUCCCAGAGCGACAUCAAAUGCCACGGAACAAAGGAGGAAGGAGACCGGGAGAUUUCAAGUAGCCGAGAGAGUCCCCCUGUGAGAGCCAAAAAGCCUCGUAAAGCCAGGACGGCUUUCUCCGACCACCAACUCAAUCAACUGGAGCGUAGCUUUGAACGGCAGAAGUACCUGAGUGUGCAAGAUCGCAUGGACCUGGCGGCUGCGCUCAACCUCACUGAUACCCAGGUCAAGACCUGGUACCAGAACCGCAGGACCAAGUGGAAGCGGCAGACCGCGGUGGGCCUGGAGCUGCUGGCUGAGGCGGGGAAUUACUCGGCACUGCAGAGGAUGUUUCCAUCGCCUUAUUUCUACCACCCAAGCCUGCUGGGCAGCAUGGAUAGCACUACGGCUGCGGCGGCCGCCGCCGCCAUGUACAGCAGCAUGUACCGGACUCCUCCCGCGCCCCAUCCCCAGCUGCAGCGGCCCCUGGUGCCCCGAGUGCUCAUCCACGGCCUGGGGCCCGGGGGACAGCCGGCCCUCAAUCCCUUGUCCAACCCCAUCCCAGGUACCCCGCACCCCCGGUGA
Messenger RNA from Dama dama (fallow deer), 1152 nucleotides. RefSeq names its product BarH like homeobox 2 (gene BARHL2). The transcript has 3 exons. Gene Ontology annotation, cellular component: nucleus. Gene Ontology annotation, biological process: regulation of transcription by RNA polymerase II. Gene Ontology annotation, molecular function: DNA-binding transcription factor activity, RNA polymerase II-specific; RNA polymerase II transcription regulatory region sequence-specific DNA binding. The coding region runs from base 1 to 1152 and encodes 383 amino acids. The record is from RefSeq and is a predicted model, not a curated record. Lineage: Eukaryota; Metazoa; Chordata; Mammalia; Artiodactyla; Cervidae.